Molecule: messenger RNA, 1087 nt
Organism: Peromyscus eremicus (cactus mouse)
Lineage: Eukaryota; Metazoa; Chordata; Mammalia; Rodentia; Cricetidae
Gene: Dnase1l3
Product: deoxyribonuclease 1 like 3
Exons: 8
Coding region: 83-1015 (310 amino acids)
Biological process (GO): programmed cell death involved in cell development; apoptotic DNA fragmentation
Cellular component (GO): nucleus
Molecular function (GO): DNA nuclease activity
Source: RefSeq, a predicted model, not a curated record
AAUUCCUGUUAUCAGCAGGCUUUAUAAGUCAGUGAGCCGGGAGCUGUCUCUUCAUCCAGACGGAAGUUUUUGGAGUGCAAAGAUGUCCCCACAACCAUCUUUCUUGAGUCUGGCCUCCUUGCUGCUCUUCUCCCUUGUCCUCCAUGAUGUCCUAGCCCUGAGGCUCUGCUCCUUCAAUGUGAGAUCCUUUGGAGAGAGCAAGAAGGAAAACCGCGAUGCCAUGGAUGUCAUUGUGAAGAUCAUCAAACGCUGUGACCUUAUACUCCUGAUGGAAAUCAAGGACAGCAGCAACAACAUCUGCCCCAUGCUGAUGGAAAAGCUGAAUGGAAAUUCACGGAGAAGCACAACAUACAACUAUGUGAUUAGUUCUCGACUCGGAAGAAACACAUACAAAGAACAGUAUGCCUUCCUCUACAAAGAAAAGCUGGUAUCUGUGAAGGCAAGAUACCUCUACCAUGACUAUCAGGACGGAGACAUCGACGUAUUUUCCAGGGAGCCCUUUGUGGUUUGGUUCCAGGCGCCCUUCACUGCUGUCAAAGACUUUGUGGUUGUCCCCUUGCAUACAACUCCUGAGAGUUCUGUUAAAGAGAUGGAUGAGUUGGUUGAUGUCUACAUGGAUGUGAAACGUCGAUGGAAAGUGGAGAGUUUCAUCUUCAUGGGUGACUUCAACGCUGGCUGCAGCUAUGUCCCAAAGAAGGCCUGGAAGAACAUCCGUUUGAGGAUGGACCCCCACUUCGUUUGGCUGAUUGGGGAUCAAGAGGACACCACAGUCAAGAAGAGCACCAACUGUGCCUAUGACAGGAUUGUGCUUCGAGGACAAGAGAUAGUCAACUCAGUGGUUCCCCAUUCAAAUGGCACCUUUGACUUCCAGAAAGCUUAUGAGUUGUCAGAAGAGGAGGCCCUGGAUGUCAGUGACCACUUUCCAGUUGAGUUUAAGCUACAAUCUUCAAGGGCCUUCACCAAUAACAGAAAAUCUGUUGCUCUAAAGAAGAGAAAAAGAGGCAAUCAUUCCUAGGUACCACGGUGCCAUUAUUUUAAAAUCCACUCCUUGCUUCCAAAUAAAAUUGCUCUCAUGGGUCUAAACUAA